Molecule: messenger RNA, 1098 nt
Organism: Nematocida ausubeli
Lineage: Eukaryota; Fungi; Microsporidia
Exons: 1
Coding region: 1-1098 (365 amino acids)
Molecular function (GO): histone deacetylase activity
Source: RefSeq, a predicted model, not a curated record
AUGAGGCGGAUAGCAUAUUUUUAUAGCCCAGACUCAGGGAGCUUUCACUAUGGCGCGUCGCACCCAAUGAAGCCGCACAGAAUUGCAGUGACCAACUCAAUUGUCUUUGCAUACGGGCUGCAGCGGUACAUGGACAUCAUUGCCAUAAAGCCUGCGACAAAGAUAGAAAUGGAGCAGUAUCACACGGAGGAGUACAUUGCCUCGCUUAUUUCAGAAGGAUCUGAUAUGCCGUGUGACAGAAUAACAGAUGACUGCCCGUAUUUUGAAGGAGUUGGGGAAAUGUGUGCACUCUACUCAGGAGGGUCUCUGCAGGCUGCGAGGGCCCUUAACCAGAACCAGUACGACAUCGCAAUAAACUGGUCUGGAGGACUGCACCACGCAAAAAAAGGAGGGCCAAGUGGGUUCUGCUACACAAAUGACAUUGUGCUUGCCAUACAGGAGCUGCUUAAAAAGCACACAAAAGUAAUGUACAUAGACAUUGACAUACACCAUGGGGACGGGGUGGAGGAGGCUUUCUACCACACAGACAGAGUCCUAACCCUUUCACUUCACAAAUACGGGGAUAGAUUCUUUCCAGGCACAGGGAACAUCUGCUGCACAGGGAGAGAUGCAGGGCGCGGGACAUCAGUUAAUGUUCCCCUGGACUUUGGAAUAGAUGACGAGUCCUACCACUAUGUCUUUAAGAACGUGGUGAAGAUGUGCAUUGAGUCGUUCUCGCCGAAGGUCAUUCUGAUGCAGUGCGGGUCUGACUCCCUGGCAGGCGACAGGAUAGGAUGCUUUGGGCUGAGUAUUAAAGGGCACAGCGAGUGUGUCCGGUACGUGCGUGACUUCAAUAUUCCCAUGCUUGUAGUGGGCGGGGGAGGGUAUAAGCCAAAGCACGUCUCUCGGUGCUGGGCCUCAGAGACAGCAAUUCUCUGCGGAGUGGAUGUGGAUAAUAAGAUACCACAGAACCCGCACUCAGAGUAUCUGGGGGAGGGGGCUGAGCUAUACAUUAAUCUGGAGUGCGAGUAUGUGAAUAAAAACUCAAAAGAGACUUUGGAGAAAGUCAUAUCGCUAGUCAAGGAUGUGCUUGCCUUGCAGGAAGACAGGCCUGAGUAG